GAAGACCUCGGUCUGCUCCAGUUCAGAGGGAGGCUGCAAAUGGCUUUCUCCUGGGUAGACUGGGGUGUCAUCUCUCAGAUCAGACCUGCAUACCUGUAUGCAGUUCUUAGGAAGAGCAAAAGAAGAAACUAAGGCUAUUCGCCCACAUUGCACAGUGAAUGUAAUCCUAUUAGAAAAGAUUUAGAGGAUAAGAUGUCUGUCAACCCAUAGUGACACUGUUAAUAGCGCAGCAUUUCCUACUAACAGUGAGUGAGCAUGAAGGGGAAAGGAUGAUAUGCUUUCUUGCAACAUUCACAAUGACAAAAGGAUUUGCCUGUCUGGUAAAAGGAUGCUGGGUGGCAAUUUGAUAAAGAUUUUUGGCAAAUGUCAACCCAAUCAGCUUCCUCCAUCUCAUUUACAUCCCUUCUGGCUUGGAGAGAUCUAGUGACAGCAUUACACCAUGAGGAAAUAAGCUAUGCCAAUCUAAGGACCCAAACAGGUUUCAGGGUCUGAUGAGGAUUCACUCUCUAGUCCUGACUUCUUCUGGAGAACUUGAGUCUAUUGCAGAAUGGUAUCACUGCUGUACGCUUUUUUACUCUGGGCCGCAUGGGCUCAGUUUCCUGUUGUCAAAACCAAAGAGGCUGUUGAAGAGUCUAAAACCAUAGAUAAAACAGACACUUCUCAGACUAACACACAUCGAGUUAGCAGCAGCUUAAUGCAGUGUGGUGAAUACAGCAAUGAAGUGAUGCCAAACGGACAAUGUCGUUUAAUAGCCACAUUGCCUCAGCUGGAGGAGCAGAGGUGUCCGGACAUGUUCCGCUGUACCGAUGAAGUCUCCUACUGGCUGCGUGAGAACGAAGAGCGCAAGCAGCAAAUGCAGGACCUGAAAGAGACCAUUUCAGAGCUUCAAGAAGAACUGAGGAAUCACAAGCAUCGCAUCAAAGUGCUGGAGCUGCAGCGUGAGGAGAAAUAUGGAAUGAACUCGAACUCGUCUUUAGAGCAUCGUUUCCACACGCUGCAGGAGUUCUAUGAAGAGGCCAAUGCACUGCUGCACAUCCAAGGAUCACUCAUCUAUGACAUGCAAAGACAGAUUCGCAACCUCACUAUGAUAGUAGAGCGUGUGAGGCGCAAUCCUGGCUGUAUGAUCAAUAUCAUCCGCACAAGCCCGCUCCUCGGCGCUCAGGAUACCCUUCACCCAGAGGUUCAGCAUGUACGAAACUGUCCAAUUGACUGUGCAUCCCUGUUCUACAAUGGAGUCCAUAGAUCUGGGAUUUUUACUGUUGUCCCUUCAAUAGGAUCGACUCCUGUAGAAGUUUAUUGUGAUAUGGAGACCCAAGGAGGUGGAUGGACCAUGUUUCAGCGUCGACAGGAUGGAAAGGUCAAUUUCAACCGCAAAUGGACAGAAUAUAGGGAUGGCUUCGGAGAUCUGCGUGCAGAAUUCUGGCUAGGAAAUGACCAUAUCCACGGUAUCUCCAGCCAGGGAGAGUAUUCCCUCCGCAUUGACCUCGAGGACUGGAAUGGCAAGCACAAACACGCACUGUACCAGAACUUCUGGAUUGAGAACGAGGACAACCUCUAUCGUCUCCAUGUAUCGGGAUUCAGUGGUACGGUUGAGGACUCGUUUGGCUGGUACCAUGACAAGCAAAGCUUCAGCACUCCAGACACAGGUGACGUCUGUGCUGAGAUAUCUCACGGAGGCUGGUGGUACCAUCAGUGCUUCUUCGCCAACCUCAAUGGAGUGUAUUAUAAGGGGGGGCGUUACUCUGCCAAGGGGAUGAAUCUUCUGGGGCCUGAUGGGAUUGUGUGGUACUCUUGGAAGGACUCAGAUUACUACUCCUUGAAGAAGGUGAGCAUGAUGAUCCGCCCACGGACCUACAGGCCACGCCUCUCCCCAUAACAACACAGCUUUAGGACCGGUGUAAAAUAAUACUGGAGUGACAUCAUCAGGUCAUUGUUGAUUCUCUGUGACUAAGCAAUUACGUAAACUGUGGUUAAAGGGAAAGUCUCAUCUGGACUCGUUUUGGUCAAACUUGUCUCAUAAUCUUGGUCUUUGACAUACUGAUGCAUUCUAUGAAUUGUAACUAAUAUAAUCAAUUUAUCAAACAACAUGCAUUAUUAGGUUAUAAUGGAUUUUUUUUUGCUUUAACAAAAACAAUUGUAUUUGUUUUGGAUAAUCAUUAUUAAAUAGAAAUAAUUCAUAAAUUGAUAUAAUUUUGAUACAUACUGUAUACUUUGUUUAAUCUUAAUUGAUGUUACUGUUACACUUCAUUGGUUAAAAAUACUCAGAGGUGUAUUUUUUUUUAAGAUUAAGUUUUUAAAGAAGUCCUGUGACCAGUUGCAACAAAACCCUUAAAGGGGUAGUUUACCCCUAAGUAAAAUUUUCCAAACCAGUAUGAGUUUCUUUCUGCUGUUAAAUACAAAAAAAGACACUUUGAAGAACAUGGGUAAUCAAGCAGUAGUCAUCGACUUCUAUAGUAUUUUCUGUACUAUAGGAAAUACAAGUCUUAAGGGGUUUGUUGCAGCCAGUCUCUGUAUUUCAUGAGAACAUUUGCUAUCCUAUUUGAUAUGGCACAUGCAAAUAUGUUUGCUGUUUAAGCCUCAGUGAUUUUGUGUAAUUUAGAGGCAACAGGUGCUCGAACAAUCCCCAAAUGUACAGCCUUUUAAUGCCUAAAUGUAUGUUUCACAACAUUGUUUACAUUUUGUAACUAUUUUGAGAAUUUAUAAAAAUGACUUCGUUUUUGACAAAUGUCCUGCUAUUUUAUCUUUCCAAGUUCUACCUCUCUGCUAUAAGUUUCAAACUACUUUCCCAUGAGAUAAACAUAUCUGCACCAUCCAUGAAGACUCGUUGUGCCUAUCACACACUAACAGGACGGGUGGAGCGGACCAGCGAAUGAAAGUAGCACUGGACUAAAAGAGGUUUUGAGGGGCAUCACAUGAUUUGAUGAUUGUUUGCAUUACGGUACCAGAUGAAAUAAGGGACUCCUUACUGUCAAAACAUGGAAAAAGUCUAAACUAAAGCUGCCUCAAGUUUAAGGGAAGGAAAUAGUUUUGGAGAAGAAAGUGUUUCUUUGCUUGAGGUCACGCUCACAUGAACCCUCGCCAACACUGAGGUCAUCACGUUCAUUUCCUCUUCCUUUCUAAGGUAAAAUAUUUAUUUUCUCUUUCAAAGAGAGAAAACGGACCCUGAG
Carassius auratus (goldfish) is the source of this 3167-nucleotide messenger RNA. RefSeq names its product fibroleukin. Gene Ontology annotation, molecular function: extracellular matrix structural constituent; protein-macromolecule adaptor activity. Lineage: Eukaryota; Metazoa; Chordata; Actinopteri; Cypriniformes; Cyprinidae. The record is from RefSeq and is a predicted model, not a curated record. Gene Ontology annotation, biological process: positive regulation of heterotypic cell-cell adhesion; blood coagulation, common pathway; platelet aggregation. The coding region runs from base 548 to 1876 and encodes 442 amino acids. Gene Ontology annotation, cellular component: fibrinogen complex. The transcript is spliced from 8 exons.